Molecule: messenger RNA, 1660 nt
Organism: Coccinella septempunctata (seven-spotted ladybird)
Lineage: Eukaryota; Metazoa; Arthropoda; Insecta; Coleoptera; Coccinellidae
Product: suppressor APC domain-containing protein 2
Exons: 3
Coding region: 94-1413 (439 amino acids)
Source: RefSeq, a predicted model, not a curated record
CAGUGCCCGAACGAUCUCAAAUGAAACGGUCUUCUCCUCCUUUUGUGCUCAUAGAUUACGAUGUUCUAAAUAAAGUGUAAACAGUGACACACGAUGACCUCACCAUCCACCCUUGAUGGACUGCCGAAACAAUUCGUCUCGGCAAUGAGAACCCUCUUCGACAUUAUGGACGACAAGAGAACGGGCUACGUCAACUUUUCGGACAUCGAAAACAGAUGGCAAGACGACGGAUCCAAGGGACUGCCCAAAGGAGUAAUCGAAAGUUUGAGAAAGGUCACGCCGCCAAACGGCCUCUUGACGUUCGAGAGGUUUUGCGCCGGCUUGAAAAUUUGCCUAUUGAGAAAUCAAGUGGAAAAUCGCAACGAUCACAAUGUGAAAAGAACGAACGACCCAGUGAGUGUUCAGUCCAAUAGCAGACCGCCCUCAGCACCUCUGCUGGACAUCGAGCCUACGCCGAAACCGCAGUGGACCAACACGGCCACCAUAAGACCUAACAAUGUGAUAUCCCAGCAAAGAACCCUAAGCAUGCCACUACUCCUACCUAAAGAAAACGCGAAUCUCCAAUCAGAAUCUGUAGACAUCCACAACAAUCUCAAUAAUUACGAAAAACCUCUUCCUGUAAUCAACAAGCCCACCCUCUACGGACCUCCGAAACCCCCAAGAACAGCCAUUGGCAUCGAAAGGAAUACCACAACAAACAUUGACAGAGCAGAAAUUCGAAACGCUCUUCAAAAUUGGCAAAUUGGACUCAUGAUGAACGAUGAGAACAAGAAUAAGCAGCAAAUGCAAUACACAGGUCUUUUGAGACCAAGCAGGAGUAUGGGAGAUGGUAAGGCGGCAAUACCUUCAGAUAUUCAAACCGGUAUGUACCAAAAAAAGGCAAAUGUACGAAGAAGAGAACCAAGGAGGCAUACUUUGCAAAACGGGAUUGAUUACAACAUGCUAAAGAGGAUUAAACAGACAGAGCAGGAGAAGGAUGUUUUGAUGCAAGGAUUGCAAGCUGUGGAGAAAGCCAGGGAAUGGUACCUGAAACAGAUUGCUGCCCUUCAAGAAAAAAUGAAAUAUUUGGGAAGGAUGGGUCAUGUGGAGCCAUGGUCAGAAUCCCAACAGGAGCGUUUAGAAUUACAAAGAGCUAGGGUGCUUGAAGUCAACAGGCAUCUUUCAACUCUGACAGAAAGCUGGGAAAGGGGAGGGUUGCCUCUUCAUAUCAAUUUAGCAGUUAAUCACUACCCUUUAGCUCAUGGCGACAUCACAGAUAGACUCAAGCAACAAAAUCGUUUGCUGACUGAGGAGGUGAGCAAGAAAAGUGAAAGAAUUUCCGCCUUGGAGCACGAAAAAGCUAGUUUAAUUCAAGUUCUCCAGAUGAGAUCGCCAUCAAGUAGAAGCAAUGGACAGGAGGAGGCCGUUUUUUGAAUUGACACAAAUCCCAUUUGAUUCUUCCUCGGAAUUAUAAAACAAUAAUAAUAAGUGCAAUUUUCAAUUAAUUGGAUAAAUUAACAAUUAUUUAACAUUAAACUUGAACUAAUUUUUUUGUUGAUCUAUGAAAAAUUUUAUAUUCAAUAUUAAAAUAUACAGAGAUGGUUAUAUCAUAAAAAAUUCCCCACAAAAACAAAUGUGAUGCUUUAAAGAAACAUUAUGAAAUAUUUAUUUCAUGUUACCU